AGAAUUGAGUUGGUGGUUGUUUUCGAUGGAAGGAAGCGAGAGUUUCGGAAGAAUUCUCGGAAAAGUGGAUGUCAACCUGGCAAUUCUGUCCCGUUCGCGGGGGGCUCUCCUUUUCCGUGCAAGCACGCGUCCACCUUGAUCUCGCGUUCUGCGCUGUGGAUUGCAGGAGACGUGUAAGGCAGGCGCCUCUGUUUCCCCGCGGGAGGCACAGGCGAUGCAGGAAGCGUCUCCUUUCACGACACCUUGGCAAUUCACGAAGGAAAUUCCCGUCUGCCUUGUCUGACUCAGGUGGCAAAACUCUUCCUGCGUUCUUGCUGCCUCUGAGUCGAGGGUUUAGGGACUUUUAGGGUUUAAGCCUUCAACUGCCGAGGGCCCCCCCGCGAGUCAAAGACACACGCCGCGUGUCUCUCCUGUGGCGACUCUCCGCGAGAGAGGAAAGAAAACUUCACAAGAAUCAUAGGCUGAAGCGAACCUCCGAUUAACAAGUGUGUGCGCUCCGUGGGGAGAGAGAACGCGUUCGAGAAAGACCUACAGAGGGCAGACCAAGAGAGUCAAGAUGGCAACGCACGCUCAGUCAGGUGCUUCCUGCUCUCUGAGCACUUCUCCGAGAUCUGGACGCGAAGGAGGACAGAGAAAGACGGAAGCCUACCUUCUGUCCCUCCGCAAAAUCCCCAGUUCCAGACGGCGAGGUCUUCCGACCGGUCCUCAAUCAAAGGCCUCUCUUCUGCGAGUGUCCACGUUCUUCCUUGUUUGCGCGCUUCACUGCGUGUCUUCUCUCCCCGGCGCUCUGUCCUCCGCCUCGAACUCUCCCGUCUCUUCUGACAACGAGGUGCCCGACCCUCAGCGAAACCGUGACAGCUCAAAACCUUCCAGUUCCGAUGCUACGCCAGAUAAGACGCAUGACAAGCAGCGGCCGAGAAACAGGUAUGAAGAUGUCGAGGACUGCUGCAAGGGACAGAAGAAGCGCGCUGCCGACGACGCUUCUGCUGCGAGAGAGGCGGACGGAAAAGAGGAGUCUUGCUGCGACAAGAAAGGCGCUGCCGGAGGGUCGGGCGGAGAGGGACCUUCCAGUGAAGGAAAACAGUCCUGCUGUAAAAAGAAGAAAGCAGUGGCUGCGGAAGGAACCGCCCACGUCGCUGCGGAGGGACAUAAGUCCUCUUGCUGUGGGGUCAUGCCCAUGUCUUUUCAAAACUCGCUGCACACCGUGAUUCUCUUCCACUCAUGGGAGACACUCGAGCGGUGGCAGUACGUGCUGUCGCUGCUGACGUGCGUGGUUCUGGGGAUGCUCUCCGUGGUUCUGAAAGUCCUUCGCCUGCGACUCGAGUUCUUCCUCGCCAAGCGCGACCGCGCCGCGGAGGACGCCCAACGAGUCGAGAAAUUGAAGGAAAAGGAAGGACAGAGUUCGGCGGCUUCUCCGUCUUCAGCAAUUGUCGAACGCCUUUGCGGGAAUUUCCCUCUGAAGCAAAACUCCUGGCGGAUGCUGGAGGCGUUCGUCAUCUACGGGUACGACUACCUUCUCAUGCUGAUCGUGAUGACCUACAACGUAGGGCUCUUCUUCGCUGUCACGGGAGGCCUCGCUCUGGGCUUCUUCUGCUUCGGGCACCUCCUCAGAAUCCAGGCAGAAAAAGAAGAGAACUCGCUGGAAGAAGACUACCGCGGGGACCCCUGCUGCUGCGGAACAUAAGAACUGGAGACAAAAAGAGAAGACGAAAGGUGUUGGAGACCGAGAAUGAAGGAAGAGGAGACAGAGAAAGAAGGAAAGGGAGACAGAGAAAGAAGAAACUGAAGAGUGGAACUAGGAGAGACCACAGGAAGGCGUGGAGCUGGAAAUUAUUCCUUUGAAACUGGUAGCAGAGCAGGGAGGUCCCUUGAACUUUUGGAUUUAAAACAUCCUUUUUUUAAAAGCCUCCCUGAGGGAAGAAGCUGGAACGCAGGGUCAAGAGACUAAGGUUGCCGCGUGGAAUCGGUUGAUCCGCCGUUUUUGUGUAGAACUGCAUUCUUUACCGACGCGUUUCAGCGCGUUUUUUGCCGUCGGGGAAGAGUCGAGAAGGGCGCACACAUGCGUGUACAAGAUGCACACAGACUGUGGCCCUCGUCUGUUCUCCAACAGACCGCGUUUCAGAACGAACAUGUAGAAUACGCACAGAGACGCGUUCAAGCCUCUGCGCCGGUG
Toxoplasma gondii ME49 is the source of this 2173-nucleotide messenger RNA. Its product is annotated as Ctr copper transporter family protein. Gene Ontology annotation, molecular function: copper ion transmembrane transporter activity. The record is from RefSeq and is a predicted model, not a curated record. The coding region runs from base 557 to 1684 and encodes 375 amino acids. Gene Ontology annotation, cellular component: plasma membrane. The transcript has 2 exons. Gene Ontology annotation, biological process: intracellular copper ion homeostasis; copper ion transmembrane transport. Lineage: Eukaryota; Apicomplexa; Conoidasida; Eucoccidiorida; Sarcocystidae.